Molecule: messenger RNA, 255 nt
Organism: Torulaspora globosa
Lineage: Eukaryota; Fungi; Ascomycota; Saccharomycetes; Saccharomycetales; Saccharomycetaceae
Gene: YSF3
Product: U2 snRNP complex subunit YSF3
Exons: 2
Coding region: 1-255 (84 amino acids)
Biological process (GO): mRNA splicing, via spliceosome
Cellular component (GO): precatalytic spliceosome; U2 snRNP
Source: RefSeq, a predicted model, not a curated record
AUGUCCUACAGACAAAGGCAACAACAGCAGUAUCUUGUGCUGCGGCAGAAAUACAUAGGCCUCGGUAGGGAGAAUACGACGCAGGAAGAAUGGUUAACCAAUGUUAGGAGAGAUACUUACAACACGUUGCAAGGGCAUUCCGCUCUACUGGAGUAUGUGACGCUCGCGAAAGGCGGUCUCAGUAAGCGAUCAGAAAGGAUAGAGCUUAUAAAGAAAAUGAAGCAAUCACCAAAAGUAGUUGACAACGGUCACUGA